Molecule: messenger RNA, 1520 nt
Organism: Cicer arietinum (chickpea)
Lineage: Eukaryota; Viridiplantae; Streptophyta; Magnoliopsida; Fabales; Fabaceae
Product: ACT domain-containing protein ACR9-like
Source: RefSeq, a predicted model, not a curated record
AUCAAUACCCCGCCACAUCACACUCUUGAGUCUUCGCGAAUGCCGACGUGGACCCUACAAUGCAUUGUAAAUAGAUUUCUGCAUUCGCCAAGCACCUAUCCGUUUGAUUUCUAUGAUGAGGGUGCCCAGCGACGACGAAAACGACGCCGUUCAAAUUCAGCAUGGAAACAACCCCGAUGAUCCUUUCAUUAUCACUAUCAAUUGCCCUGACAAGACCGGUCUCGGUUGCGAUCUCUGCAGAUUCAUUCUCGACUUUGGUCUUUGCAUUCUCAAAGGAGAUUUUUCAACUGAUGGCGUGUGGUGCUACAUUGUAUUGUGGGUUAUUCCACAAUCUGUAGUAUUGCUUCCUAUCAAUUGUUCUUAUUUGAAAGACCGUCUUCGAGCAAUUUGUCCUCCAUGUUUAGCCUCAUUUUAUCUCGUCCACAAACCCAAGACAUCCUCUCCUCUUUAUCUAUUGAAGUUCUGUUGCCUUGAUCGAAAGGGAUUACUACACGAUGUAACAAAAGUCUUGUGUGAGCUUGAACUUACAAUUCAAAGGCUGAAAGUGACUACAACCCCGGAUAGCAAAGUCUUGGACCUCUUUUUCAUAACAGACAACUUGGAACUUCUGCACACACGAAAGCGACAAGAUGAGACAUGUAAAAGAUUAAAUGCUGUUUUAGGAGAUUCGUGUAUCAUUUGUGAACUUCAAUUGGCAGGAUCGGAGUAUGAAUACAAUCAUGGACAUGGUAUCUCUCUGUCUCCUAUGCUAGCGAAGGAACUAUUUCAGUGUGAGUUGUCAGAUAACCAAGUUCGUUCGCAAGCUCUUAGCUCAGAUAUGAAAAAGUUGAAGAAAUCCAAUGUAACAGUAGACAAUUCCUUAAGCCCGGUUCAUACACUACUUCAAAUACGAUGUGUCGAUCACAAGGGUCUUCUUUAUGACAUUAUGAGAACUUUGAAAGACAUGAAUUUGAAGAUUUCGUAUGGCCGAUUUUCACCAAAUGCCAAGGGGUGUCGUGAUUUAGACAUAUUUAUUCAGCAGAAAGAUGGGAAAAAGAUUUUGGAUCACGAGAAGCAGAGUGCACUAUGUUCUCGUUUGAAACUGGAAAUGCUUCACCCAUUGCGAGUUAUCAUUGCAGACCGAGGACCGGAUACUGAACUAUUGGUCGCUAAUCCAGUUGAGCUGUCGGGAAAGGGAAGACCUCGAGUUUUUUAUGAUGUUACAUUGGCUCUCAAAACACUCGGUAUUUGCGUUUUCUCGGCUGAAGUUGGAAGGCAUUCUGCGUCAGAGCGUGAAUGGGAAGUCUACAGAUUUCUUUUGGAUGAGAACUGUGAAUUUCAAUUAACAGGUGUUGUUGCUAGAAAUCAGAUUGUAAAUAGAGUUAGGAGAACAUUAAUGGGUUGGUAAAUAGUAUUUAUUCAAUACAAUAUGUAGUAUCUGGUGUUGCAAUGUGCUUUGUGUAGCCAAUGAGUGUUUGCUUUGUAAAUUCUUCGUGCUGAUCAUUAGUUAUAUGCCUUGUAAUUCCAGUUGUGUGUAUAUA